Racocetra persica is the source of this 425-nucleotide messenger RNA. NCBI's taxonomy places the organism in Eukaryota, Fungi, Glomeromycota, Glomeromycetes, Diversisporales, Gigasporaceae. The record is from the annotation of a GenBank genome assembly.
UUCAAGUCAUUGCUGGUAUGAUUUAUUAUCAUGAAGGUUUAUUUGAGGAUGCAUUGAAAAUCUUGGUUCGACAUAAUAGGAAUUUAGAAUGUGUUGCGUUGAUAAUCCAAAUAUAUCUACAGUUGGAUCGCUUAGAUCUUGCAAAAAGAGAGAUCGCAGCAACAAAAACUUGGGCAGAAGAUGCGAUGCUUGCACAAUUAAUAGAAGCAUGGGUUGGAUUGAGAACUGGUGGCGACAAAUAUCAAGAGGCGUAUUAUAUUUACGAAGAAAUUGCUCAAUCACCAUCAUCCAACACGGUUAAAGUAUUGAAUGGGCAAGCAGUAUGUAAUAUUCAUCUCGGUAGAUAUCCGGAAGCGGAGAGCUUAUUGUUGGAAGCAUUAAACAAAAACAACAAUGACCCAGAUACUCUUGUCAACUUAAUUGUG